Molecule: messenger RNA, 468 nt
Organism: Rhagoletis zephyria (snowberry fruit fly)
Lineage: Eukaryota; Metazoa; Arthropoda; Insecta; Diptera; Tephritidae
Source: RefSeq, a predicted model, not a curated record
AUGGCCAUGGUGGUGGGCGAUGCCGCCACGGCGGCGGCCAAUGUCGCCGCCAAGGCGAAGGCGGCGGUCGUCGGCGCAGCAGCAACCGUAGUGGAGGCGGUGCCCAGUGCAGAGACUCUUCAAGGGCUGAAGCUGAAGACAGCGGAAAAAGUGGACAAGGUGGGCGGCGCCCUCAAGAAGAAGUGGAACAGCCUGCGGCUGAAGAAGGAGACGAUGGAGAGUUCUACCACUUCGACCACUGAAGUUGCUCCGAGGACAGCUGAAUCAGAACCGGUGGUCACCAGUACUUCUUCGCCCGUUACCACUUCGACGAUGGCCACUUCGAUGAUCUCCACGACCACUACGACGACCACGAUGAAAGCCCCUUCUCCUGCUACAAGCAAGCCAAAAUCGAAGCCGCCGACGUAUCCCUUCCUAAUGCCCUUCUUCCGCAUCAACAGCAACUUUCCGUGGAUUUGGAACUUGUAG